This is a messenger RNA of Lindgomyces ingoldianus, 1873 nucleotides long. RefSeq names its product mitogen-activated protein kinase HOG1. Gene Ontology annotation, cellular component: cytoplasm; nucleus. Gene Ontology annotation, biological process: protein phosphorylation; osmosensory signaling pathway; stress-activated MAPK cascade. Gene Ontology annotation, molecular function: ATP binding; MAP kinase activity. The record is from RefSeq and is a predicted model, not a curated record. Bases 480 to 1547 code for a protein of 355 amino acids. NCBI's taxonomy places the organism in Eukaryota, Fungi, Ascomycota, Dothideomycetes, Pleosporales, Lindgomycetaceae. The transcript has 9 exons.
GACGAUCUCUCUUUGCAUUCACUCUGCCCUCCUCCCUUCCACCCAUAUAAAUACCUUCAUCUUAUCUCGCUUUGGCAGUGAUCUUCACCAUCCACCCGCCACAGUCCCGUCACUCGUCGUCCCCUUCACUUCGCGUGCUCCGCUGUCCCCAGGUCAAAGAAGCCGCCCCAUCCCAUACUGGAGCUCUACGGUGUCAGCGUCCACCGUGUCUGUCGCCCGCAAAGUCGUGCGCUAGACGUGUCAUUCGCCUUAGAACCGUCUUUCUUCUAGUCUGCAGCCAGCCUCCCCAGGUCUCGCUGCUGCACCACUCCCAAUUCCUGUAGAUUGAGCUAGCGGCGCGCGCAAACCGGCUUGCUCCAAGAGGCGAGAAGAACCUGAACAGGGCCGCCCACAAUAGUCGCGACACCUCUACCCGCCGCACACCGCGCCCCUGGCUUCCAUCACCCCCUAUCGCACACUCAACGCGCUCAACCUCCACUAUGGCUGAAUUCGUGCGUGCCCAGAUCUUUGGCACGACAUUCGAGAUAACGAGCAGGUACACCGAUCUGCAGCCUGUGGGCAUGGGCGCCUUCGGACUCGUCUGUUCGGCCAAGGAUCAACUCACCAGCCAAGCCGUGGCCAUCAAGAAGAUCAUGAAACCCUUCAGCACUCCGGUCCUCUCCAAGCGAACCUACCGCGAACUCAAACUCCUGAAGCAUCUGAGACACGAGAAUGUCAUUAGUUUAAGCGAUAUCUUCAUCUCACCCUUAGAGGAUAUCUACUUCGUCACUGAGCUCCUUGGAACUGACCUUCACCGUCUUCUCACCUCGAGGCCCCUAGAAAAGCAGUUUAUCCAAUACUUCCUUUAUCAAAUUCUGCGCGGGCUGAAAUACGUCCACUCCGCUGGAGUCGUCCACCGUGACCUGAAACCGAGCAACAUCCUUGUGAACGAGAACUGUGAUCUGAAGAUCUGCGAUUUCGGACUGGCACGUAUACAGGAUCCCCAGAUGACGGGCUACGUUUCCACGAGAUACUACCGAGCACCGGAGAUCAUGUUGACAUGGCAAAAGUACGAUGUUGAGGUGGACAUCUGGAGUGCAGGUUGCAUUUUUGCAGAGAUGCUCGAGGGGAAGCCACUGUUUCCUGGAAAGGACCACGUGAACCAGUUCUCAAUCAUCACUGAACUCCUCGGCACACCCCCAGACGACGUCAUUCAGACAAUUUGCAGCGAGAAUACUCUACGGUUUGUGCAGUCACUUCCCAAGCGCGAGCGACAGCCAUUAGCGAACAAGUUCAAGAAUGCAGACCCAGCUGCUAUCGAUCUCCUUGAGAACAUGUUGGUGUUCGACCCCAAGAAGCGAGUUCGAGCUGAGAGUGCACUUGCUCACCCCUACCUCGCGCCCUACCACGACCCUACCGAUGAACCAGUAGCGGAAGAGAAGUUCGACUGGUCUUUCAAUGACGCAGACCUCCCUGUUGAUACAUGGAAAAUCAUGAUGUACUCCGAAAUCCUUGACUACCACAAUGUCGAUGCUCAGGCUGUUAACGAAGAAAAUGGAAAUCAGUAGUCGAAGUAAUCGAGGAUAUUGAAACGGGAUGCUAUGCAUGAUGGACCGAAACUCUUCCCAAAGGCAUAAAGGUCUGUCCCUGAGUUUGGCGCAUGACGCUCCCAGUGCAGGCUGGACUGAUAUCCCUCGAUCAAGGCCCAUUGCGCGUAGGGAGAUGGGUUGUAUUUUUGGCUUUAAUUCAUUCGGAGGUAUUUAUGGGCAUGAUCGGCGAAGUGUGUUUACGGAGAUAACUCCCCGGUAAAGGCGACAGAUUCCGGAAAUAGGGGGGAACUUUUUCUUCGUUGGCCUACACCAUGAAUACUGCAUCGCCCUGAUCCUUUGUUCCC